AUGCCCUGGGGGAAGGUGCUGGCCGUCGUCUUGCUCUGCUCGCUGCUGCUGCUCAGCCAGACACGCUGCGCGUCCGUGCGCCACCGCGGGCCUCGGCCAACGAGACAGAGGCGGAUGACGCCUUUCUGGAGAGGAGUCUCGCUGAGACCCGUUGGAGCCUCGUGCAGGGAUAACAGCGAAUGCAUUACGAUGCUGUGCAGGGGGACCAGAUACAAACGUCAGGAACUGUGCUUGCAAAAGUCACGCCUGGUCCUUAGAGUUGAGUUUUCGGACGUGUCACGCCAACGCAGCCAGAAACCCCCGCUGCAGCAGCGCCGCGCGCCCGACCAGUUCCGCUUGGUUUCCCGAUGA
This is a messenger RNA of Leptosomus discolor (cuckoo roller), 351 nucleotides long. The record is from RefSeq and is a predicted model, not a curated record. NCBI's taxonomy places the organism in Eukaryota, Metazoa, Chordata, Aves, Leptosomiformes, Leptosomidae.